Messenger RNA from Emiliania huxleyi CCMP1516, 639 nucleotides. RefSeq lists its product as hypothetical. The coding region runs from base 1 to 639 and encodes 212 amino acids. The transcript has 2 exons. Lineage: Eukaryota; Haptophyta; Isochrysidales; Noelaerhabdaceae. The record is from RefSeq and is a predicted model, not a curated record.
AUGGCGCUUGGUCACAUCGGCCCCGAGGCGUCGCGGAAGCAGGAGCCGACGGAGGAGCAGAAGGAUGCUCGGGCCGCGGCUCGCAGGGCCAAAAAGGCCCGGCAGAAGGCGAACAAGGCGGAGAGGAAGGCUGCGGCGGCGGCCGCGAGCGAGGCCGAGCGUGCGGACUACCCGCACGCGCAGCUGCGCGAGAACGUCGAGUUCGUGAUGGAGGGCUUGGAGGCUGCGGCGCAGGCGGCGCGCAUCCCCACCGGGUCCAAGAUUCAGGUCGCCUACUCGCUGCCUCCCGAGGGGGGCAGCGGGUUCGGCGACCUGGUGUACGCCACGGUCCCUCUGGGCUCCGUGGCGACGAAGGUCGCCCGGGACUGGCUCGCCAACGAGCUCUACGAGCCGUCCCGGAGCGGCAAAAUUGAUGCGGCCUGCAGGGACCGAAAGGUCGCCGACCUGAUCACGGCUGCCGGCGCCUCGGCGCCGGCCGACGCCGUGUUCGGCGGCAGGUUCGCGACGGGCGAGGCGCCCCGCCCGACGACCCCCGCCUCCGAGGCGGACGAGGGCGACGGCGUCGGCGGCGAUGGCGGGACCGGCAUCGAGCACUUUGACCUUUUCGAGCCGGACCCCACCCCCAUGGAGGAUCUCUGA